Molecule: messenger RNA, 2376 nt
Organism: Anthonomus grandis grandis
Lineage: Eukaryota; Metazoa; Arthropoda; Insecta; Coleoptera; Curculionidae
Product: peroxisomal acyl-coenzyme A oxidase 3-like
Exons: 12
Coding region: 298-2319 (673 amino acids)
Biological process (GO): fatty acid beta-oxidation using acyl-CoA oxidase; lipid homeostasis
Cellular component (GO): peroxisome
Molecular function (GO): pristanoyl-CoA oxidase activity; fatty acid binding; FAD binding
Source: RefSeq, a predicted model, not a curated record
UAUUAUAAAUUUAUGUAUAUUUAAUGUUAAAUUUCGGAGGUUAUUAAUGUUUUUUUAAGCAACUAAUAGCCAUAAUUUUAAAAAAAAUGUAUAAUUUUAUUCAAAAUGUAAUAAUUAACUAAAGGCAAACAACCAAUAUAUAUUAUUUAAACAAUUUAAUUACCCAGACAGUAAAUACUCAUCAGCAUAUAUGGUAUUUAAGUACUUACGGUGAUCUAAGUGAAUUUUUGUUUUCCAUACAUUGAGCUUAGUUUUAAGACUCGUUGACAGUAGUACUGCUGAAUAACGGUGAUCAAAAUGACGCAAGUUUUGGAGGAUUUUCCAUCUGGUCCUUUGGAUUAUUAUAGGAAGAAGGCCAGUUUUGAUUGGAAAACGAUGAAAAUGCAGUUUUUUGGCGAAGAAGAAGUGGUUUACAUGGAAAACUUGUAUAAGGAAUUAAAGAAAUAUCCAGAGUUCCUGCCCACGGAUAAACCACGAUCGUUUGAUGAAGAACGACGUAACACGUACAGACAACAGGCCAUUAUCAGAGCUAAUCAGGACAAACUGUAUAGUACAAAAUUUAGUCCCUUUACUCAAUACGUUCCGGCAGCCAUGGUCAAAAUGGGACUCACUGUCAAACUAUUUUCGGGAGUUUUAGAAAAAUUGGGAAGCGAACGUCAUGCAAAACUUGUUCAAGAGUGUGAAGAAGGAAGGAUAAGUGGUGCAUUUUGCCUAACUGAAAUCGGCCAUGGAACGAACGUGAAAGGAAUGAGAAUAGUAGCAACUUACGAUAAGCAAACCAAGAAGUUUAUCAUACAUACACCUGACUUCGAAGCAGCCAAAUGUUGGGCAGGAGGUUUAGGAAACGCUGCUACCCACGUCAUUUUAUACGCCCAACUGUACGUUAAUAACAAACACCAUGGUCUUCAAAUGUUCGUGGUACCCAUAAGGGACCCAGACACUUUACUACCUUAUCCAGGAGUAACAGUAGGAGACAUGGGUGAAAAAAUUGGAUUAAAUGGGAUUGACAAUGGUUUCUUGCUCUUUAACAACUACAAAAUUCCAAGGGAGUUCUUGUUAAAUCGCACCGGUGACGUUAAAGAAGACGGUACUUAUACCACCCCCUUUAGUUCAGAAUCAGAACGUUUUGGGGCCUCAUUGUUGGCCCUUUCAGCCAGCAGGGUUGAAGUCAUUGGUCAAUCUGAGACCUUUGGUGCUUGGGCUUUGACCACGGCCAUUAGAUAUUCUGGAGUGAGAAAGCAGUUUGGACCUGGAGACCAGGAGAUUCCUGUGUUAGAAUAUCAAACUCAACAAUAUAGGCUGAUUCCGUACCUAGCAGCUGCCUACGUCUAUAAACACUUUACAAGGCACAUUCAUGCAGAGUUUAUGAGGAUGGUGAACGAUUUUGAUAAUGAGUCAAUAUCUUUAUUGGCAAUUGAAGUUCAUAUCAUUACAUCAGCGGCUAAGCCACUGUCUGGAUGGGUUAUGAGAGAUGCUAUUCAGUCUUGCAGAGAAGCUUGUGGUGGACAUGGAUAUCUUAAAGCUUCUGGUAUUGGGGAUUUAAGAGGUCACCAAGACGCCACGCUCACCUAUGAAGGCGAGAACUGGGUUUUAAAUCAGCAAACUAGCAACUUUUUGCUCAAAGUUUGGCCAGAAGUGAUGUCAGGUGUUGAAGUUAAUUCACCACUAGGUUCUGUGAACUUUUUAAACAAUGCCAAGGAUAUUUUGAGGUUUAAGUUUACUGUCGGAAGUGCUGAAGAGCUUUGUAGACCAGAAAGUAUUUUGCAGAUCUACCAAUGGUUGACAUGCUACCUAAUAGAACUGACUACUAAUAAAAGACAAGAUAGGAUGGACAAAGGUGAGAGCAAAUUUGAUUCCAGAAAUAACACUCAGGUGUAUUAUGCCCAAAAGUUGAGCAUAGCAUACUUCAUGCACUAUUUGCUGGAAAAGUUUGUGGAAAAAAUAGAGCAAACCACUGAUCCAGCAACAAAAGCUGUGCUGCAAAAAAUGUUUGCCCUCUAUGGACUAUUUCAACUGGAAAAGUUCAUAAGCAUUCUGUACCAAGGAGGUUAUGCUUCAGGCGAACAACCAGCUAUACUAAUUCAAGACAGCAUUACAGAUUUAUGCUCACAGUUGAAGAAUGAUGCUGUAGCUUUAGUAGAUGUUCUAGCUCCUCCUGAUUUUAUUUUAAAUUCGAUUUUGGGAGCUUCAGAUGGACAGGUAUAUCAUCGUUUACAACAUGCCGUCUUUAAUUCACCUUAUGGCGUAAGCAGACCGUCCUGGUGGACAGAUAUUGUUAACUGGAAAGCUAUCGGUGCCAAAACGCAAUCAAAACUGUAAUUUUAUUAUUAUUUUUUGUUACAACUUUUAUAUAAUAAACUGUAUUUAUUUGUAUAA